AUGGCCUCUCUACUGAGGCCCGAAACACUGAACUCAGAUCCGGAGAAGGGUCUGAAGGCAUGGGCCAAUCAGGUCCUUGCUAAGAGGAGGAGGAAUCCCUCCUCAGUUCCUCAUGAGUCCAGGCCUCCAACCCCAACUCCACUGAUACACUGGUGGAAGAAGAGGAGGUCGAGCAUGGCCAGCAGUGGAGAGAUGAGCUCGAUGAGGAGCACCGACAGUUGGCCAGAAUUGGCUGACCAACACAGUGGGGCCCAGCCCCAAGAACCUGGGAGCCAAGGAGAUGGCCCUCAGGCACAGAAUGAGAUGAAAAUCCCAAAGACGACCCCUAUGCCCCAGAUCACUGGGAUGAACUCAAGGACAAUCAGGAUCGAAGUACCAAUCCCUGAUCAACAGUCACCAAAGAAAGUGGUAUGGAUAGUUGGGGACCCCUAUCAACCAGAGGACGAAGGUGGUCCCCAGGCACCGAGUGGAGCGAGGAUCCCAAGGACAACCCCUACGAGGCCGACCGGUGGGAGGACUCCACCAAUAAAGGAGAAAGCGGUCCAGAUGGACCCCUAUCCAGCCAGUCAGGGAGCAGUGGCUCCCUGGCAGAUGAUGAGUCCUUCGAUUGGACCAUCAAAGCAAGAAUACCACCUCGGCUGA
Messenger RNA from Guyanagaster necrorhizus, 642 nucleotides. RefSeq lists its product as uncharacterized. The transcript has a single exon. Lineage: Eukaryota; Fungi; Basidiomycota; Agaricomycetes; Agaricales; Physalacriaceae. Bases 1 to 642 code for a protein of 213 amino acids. The record is from RefSeq and is a predicted model, not a curated record.